GGCAGCACGUGUAGUUGGAACAAGCCGGGCAUGAAAUUAAGAAUCUGUUAGAGCGGCAGCGAGCUACCAUGACGGUAGACAGGAAGCAAAUAGAGCCCAUUUGAUUCGAAGAGAUCGGUUAGCGGGCGAGCACGUUAUGUGAGACUGAUUGAAACGAGCGCUCACUCACUUGUAUUGUGCUUUCAUACAUUCAUAUCGGGUUGUUAUGAAAUGAAUGACCGGCAAUAAAUCAGCCUUUCGAUACGCUUUCCGUUCUCUGUUACGAAAGAGAAGCGUAACGAGCCAAGAGAGCAUUUAAACAUUAAUACUUAAUGUUUUAAAGAACAAAAUGAAUGAGGACGAGUAUUUGACGAUAGAAUCAUAAAGGAUUUCAGAUGUCGUGGCCGAGAGACGUUGUUUAGACAAUGCCCGGCCUGGUUGGAGUCGCUACAGCGUCCGCAUUUCUCCAGAUAUUACUAUCAUUUUCUGCCGUGAACGGCGUCAGCUGGGAGGAAUGGUGGACCUACGACGGCAUCUCAGGUCCAGCUUUCUGGGGUCUAAUCAACCCAGAGUGGUCGCUAUGCAACAAGGGUCGGCGGCAGUCUCCAGUCAACCUCGAACCAGAGAAGUUGCUCUUCGAUCCAAACCUACGGUUUUUGCACAUAGAUAAACAUAGGAUAAAUGGAUUAAUAAGCAACACGGGUCACUCGGUAAUAUUCACCGUGGAAAACGAAACUCGGCAUCACAUCAAUAUAACGGGCGGGCCGCUCUCAUACAAGUAUCAGUUUCACGAGAUCCACAUACAUUAUGGCCUCCACGAUCAAUUCGGCUCAGAACAUGCGAUUAACGGAUAUUCUUUCCCCGCUGAGAUUCAAAUAUUUGGUUUCAAUUCACAGCUGUAUUCAAACUUUUCGGAGGCUUUACAUAAAGCCCAGGGGAUUGUUUCAAUUUCUUUACUAUUACAGCUUGGUGAUUUAUCUAAUCCAGAACUAAGGAUUUUAACUGAAGAAUUAGAAAACAUAAAAUACGGAGGUGCGGAGAUGCCCGUAAACCGUUUAUCGGUACGAGGACUACUCCCAGACACGGAUUACUACAUGACGUACGACGGCUCCACCACCGCGCCCGCCUGCUACGAGACCGUCACGUGGAUCAUCGUCAAUAAACCUAUUUAUAUCACCAAACAACAGUUGCACGGUCUAAGGCGUCUCAUGCAGGGCGACGCUCGUCACCCGAAGGCACCGCUGGGAAACAACUUUAGACCUCCACAACCCUUGCACCACCGCGCUGUAAGGACUAACAUCGACUUUGACUUGAGCAAGUAUCCUGGAAAAACUUGUCCAAGUAUGCAAAGAAAUAUGCAUUAUAAAGCAAAAACGUGGACACAGUAUUGAAAUG
Messenger RNA from Colias croceus (clouded yellow), 1374 nucleotides. RefSeq names its product carbonic anhydrase-related protein 10 (gene CARPB). Lineage: Eukaryota; Metazoa; Arthropoda; Insecta; Lepidoptera; Pieridae. The record is from RefSeq and is a predicted model, not a curated record. The coding region runs from base 405 to 1370 and encodes 321 amino acids. The transcript is spliced from 11 exons. Gene Ontology annotation, molecular function: carbonate dehydratase activity; zinc ion binding.